Messenger RNA from Branchiostoma belcheri (Belcher's lancelet), 1638 nucleotides. RefSeq names its product RNA polymerase II-associated protein 3-like. The record is from RefSeq and is a predicted model, not a curated record. The transcript has 13 exons. Gene Ontology annotation, molecular function: protein binding. The coding region runs from base 52 to 1638 and encodes 528 amino acids. Lineage: Eukaryota; Metazoa; Chordata; Leptocardii; Amphioxiformes; Branchiostomatidae.
ACAUCAUCUGUCUGCCACGUUAAACAAGGACAACAACAACAUAAUAUCGCGAUGGCGUCUCCCGACAAGGCGUUAGAGAUCCAGAUGCAGGUUCGGCAGAACGCGUCGGAGAUGCAGGACUUCCUGAAGGAUCUGGACGACUGGGAAGACGAUAUCAAGAAGAAAGACGAACAACUGAAGACACAACAAGGAGGGCAUGAACCGGUCUUACCACCAAUAAGAAACAGAGCCACGGCCAAGAAGAAGAAGAAGAAGGUGAAGACAGAGGAGAAGAAGGAAGAAACAGGUCCAGGUCAGCAGAACGGUCAGCAGAAGAAAAAGAGGAUCAGUGGAUAUGACUACAGGUCAUGGGACAAGUUUGAUGUGGACAAGGAACUUGAGAAGCUGGAAGACGAACAGAAGGAGUCAUCCUCAGAGUACGAAAGUGAGAGUGACGGUGAGAAGGCCCUGGAGCAGCAGAGACUCUUGCAGCAGGCCCUCAUGGAGAAGGACAGGGGAAAUGCUUUCUUUAAGGAAGGGAAGUAUGAUGAGGCGAUGUCCUGCUACACAACAGGAAUGGAUGCCGACCCUCAGAACGCUGUUCUUCCUGCCAACAGGGCCAUGGCUCUGCUCAAGCUCAACAGGUAUGAGGAUGCCAUACGGGACUGUACUCUGGCAAUAGACCUGGACCCAACCUACACCAAAGCCUACCACAGAAGAGCCACCGCACGCAUGGAGCUGAACAAGCUGGAAGAUGCCAAAAGAGAUUUUGAGAAGGUCUUGAGUUUGGAGCCAUCCAAUAAGCAGGCCCAGACUGAGCUGAGAAGAAUAAAGAAGGCUUUAGAACCAGCCACCAAGCUAUCCGAGGAAGCCGUAGAAACCAAGAAACCAAAGCCACAGCCAAAGGACCUGCCUCAUGUGGUUCGACCAAUCAGCAAGCCUGUGCACUUAAGGUCAAAGAAACCCCUAAGGAGACUUGAAAUAGAGGAAAUCGGAGGUGGGGAAGACAGGAAAAUGUUUCAGCUGUCCACAAAUCUACAGGCAACAGAACCACCUUCAUUUUCCUCAGAAGAAACCUCACAAAGACCUGCUGAGAACUUUGAAAAGUUACAAACUGGAGGUGAAGAGAAGACAGCGAGAGAAAAUUUGAUACAAGAAGUUAAUGAUUCUCCAAAUACGGGUGUUCAACAAGUCAAUGUAAAUAGGACCUCUAAUGUAGAAAGAAAAAAGCCCACCAGCCCCAGGGGUCAACCACCUGUAGUGACCUCUGACCCCCCAGCUGUACCAGGUACACCUGUGACAUCACUACAGCUGCAGGCAGACUGGAGACGGCUGCACGGCCAUCCUCAACUUCUCUAUCAGUACUUCAAGCAAAUCCCUCCAUCCAUGUAUGUAAAGCUGUUUCAGCAGUCAUUAGAGUCAGACAUUCUCAACGGCAUCAUGGCACUUCUCAGGGACUUCUACUUACCGAACAAAGAUGAUGUGUACAGUGUGUUGAGCAGCCUGUCUGAAGUGAAGAGAUUUAACAUGGCCAUCAUGUUCAUGUCUGUUAAGGACAAGCAAGUUGUCUUUGAAGUAUUCAAGGGCUUGAAGUUGUUGGGUCAUCAGUCACAACAGGAUAUUGAUGCACUGUGUAAGAAGUAUGAAGUAAACCUAUGA